AUGACUUUAAAGAUUGUUCCUUCAGCUUUCUCUGGACAACUCUAUUCCUUUGCCCUCUGCUCCUGUGCUGAGGCCUCCCUGGGGAUCCUGUGGAUGUGGUAUUCCCUGUACCGUUUGGGUGCCCUGGAGAUCCCUGUGGAUGUGAUGCUCCCCGUACCCUUUGGCCUCCCUGGGGAUCCCUGUGACCAUGAUGCUCACCUUGUAAACCUGGAGGUGCUCAGAGCCCAGGAAGAAUGGGAGGUGGUGGACACCAUCCAUCCAGACACAGAGAGUGGGAUCAGCUCCCAGCAGCCUGGCCAGCUCAUCUCCUUCAGCGAGGCUCUGCAGCACUUUCAGACCCUGGACCUCUCCUCCUUCAAGAAAAGAAUCCAGCCAACUAUUCGAAGGACUGGGCUCGCCGCCCUCCGGCAUUGCCUCUUUGGGCCACCAAAGCUGCACCAGGACCUUCGGGAAGAAAGAGACUUGGUCCUCACCAUUGCUCAGUGUGGCCUGGACAGCCAAGACCCAAUGCAUGGCCGAGUGCUGCGGACCAUCUACAAGAAGCUAACUGGCUCCAAGUUCGACUGUGCCCUUCAUGGAGACCACUGGGAAGACCUGGGCUUUCAGGGAGCAAAUCCAGCUACAGACCUGAGAGGGGCAGGCUUCCUUGCCCUCCUGCAUCUGCUGUAUCUGGUAAUGGACUCAAAGACAUUGCUGAUGGCCCAGGAGAUCUUCCGCCUGUCUCAUCACCACAUCCAGCAAUUCCCUUUCUGUCUGAUGUCUGUGAACAUCACCCGCAUUGCCAUCCAGGCCCUGAGGGAAGAGUGUCUCUCCAGGGAAUGUAACCGGCGACAGAAGGUCAUCCCAGUGGUGAACAGCUUCUACGCAGCCACCUUCCUUCACCUGGCACAAGUGUGGAGGAUCCAGCAGAGAACUAUCUCAGACUCAGGCUUUGUCCUCAAAGACUUGGAAGUAUUGGCCAAGAAGAGCCCCAAACGGCUGCUCAAGACUCUGGAUGUUUACCUAGCCCGGGUGUCAAAAGGACAGGCCUCCUUGUUGGGGGCACAGAAGUGCUCUGGAUCACAAGGGCCUCACUCCAGGGACCUGACCUUCACAGGUGUCUGUGACAUGCAGUCUCACUCAUCUGAGAGGGCGGGGUUGAUCUGACCCACCACGGAGACCAGGGUUGGUCUGACCCACCACGGAGACCAUUCCCAGAGAGGCCGUCUGGGUCGCUGGAGCUUUCACACCUGAGGAAUCGUGUCUGGGACUAAACCCUUCCUGCAUCUGCAGGUGACAUUAGGAUGCUCCCACUUGUGGGUAGUGAAGCUUAAGUUUCUACACCAACAUAGCUCAUUCGGCAGCUAAAAUUAACCUCCUUGAAGCAAGGAGUCGUCAGUUCCCAGCUGGGCCCCAGUUCACAGGGCUGGGCUCCCGAUAUCUCAGGGGGCAUGAACAGGCCGUAAAGUCGAACAGCCGCGUCUGAACGGCCUACACAUCCAGUCUACACCUUUGCGCCGAGAGAGACCCAGCAAGUUGUUGCUAGGAUUCUGACUCCCCAGCAAUGUCUUGAGGUUGGAAUUGGAAAGGCAGAGACAACAAUACCGUCCGCCAGCAGGGGGCAGCACAACACAGGAAAAAGCGACUGAUUGAUGGGCAGGCCCUUCCGUUCUUCCAGGACACUUGUUCCCACCUUUCUCCCCCUCCCCCUGCCCACCAUUGUUUGUGAUUUAGAAAUGAGCACUCGGCUAGCUAGACGAGUUAGUCAUCGCAGCGCCCAAUUCCCACCGCCCACAGGCCGCGGAUCCUAUGGAGACCGCGCACCAGGUUAACAAUGGUUAUCUGGCCUGACAGAGAGGCGAUGGGAACUCGCUCGUCCACCAGCAGUUUUAGAAUAAAGGAACUGUUGUAGUA
Messenger RNA from Myodes glareolus (Bank vole), 1893 nucleotides. Lineage: Eukaryota; Metazoa; Chordata; Mammalia; Rodentia; Cricetidae. The record is from RefSeq and is a predicted model, not a curated record.